UGGAGCAGUAUAACAGACGGUGGGGGAGGGUCACGUGUGUACACAGUGUUGUGUGUCGGUGCUCAGCAGCACUCCUCCAGCAGUAGUAAAGUCUGCUACGGACGGCCCCCUUUCCAGAACAAGCCUCGUCCACCAAAAGUUGAUAGAUGAAGUAGUCAGUCUCCACCGGAACGCACUUUAACGCUCUUUUUUGCUAUUUCUAGGCUCUUUAAAGGAGCGCGUAAAGGAGCGCGUAAAGGAGCGCGUAAAGAGCGAAAGUACUCCAGGACGUGUGUUUGUGAUAAUGAAAGGAGUGAGAGAUGCCAGUGGAAAUGCUCCAUCCAGACCCAAUGCCUCCGUAGGUUUGUCACCGAGCCAGAUAUAUACGUUUCUGUCGGCCUGUUGAGAGACGUGACCUGUGUCGGAGCCCAGCGAUGUGGCUCUGCACGGUUUACAAUGAGACGGACACCAGCGUGGACUUCCGGCUCUGCCAGGACUUCGGCCUCAUCCUGUCAGUCCUCUCUCUCAUCUACCUCCUGGUGUGCUUCCCAUUGGGGCUGUGCUACAAUGUGCUGCUGGUCGUGGUCAACCUCUCCAACAAGGUGUCCAUGACCAUGCCGGAUGUUUAUUUCGUCAACAUGGCCAUCGCGGGCAUUGUGCUCAACCUGGUGGCACCUGUGGAGCUGCUGAGCUCCACCUUCACCCGCUGGCACGCGUGGGAGUACAACAACGAGGUCUACAUCACCCUGCUCAUCCUCUUCAACAUCUCCUCCCUGGUCAUCAUGUAUUCCACCACGCUGCUCAGUCUGGACUACUACAUAGAGCGAGCGCUGCCUCGUACGUACAUGUCCAGCGUGUAUAACACCAAACAUGUGUGCGGGUUCAUCUGGGGCGGCGCGGUGCUCACUAGCUUCUCUUCGCUGCUCUUCUACGUGUGCAACCACAUCUCCACGAAGAUGGUGGAGUGCUCCAAAAUGCAGAACAAGGAGGCGGCGGACGCCAUCAUGAUGUUCAUCGGCUACGUGGUUCCAGCCGUGGCUGUCCUUUACGCCUUUGUGCUCAUUUUGCGCAUUAGAAAGGAGUCCACGCCUCUGGACCAGGACUCGGCUCGCUUGGACCCUUCUAUCCACAGACUGCUUCUAGCCUCAGUCUGUGUACAGUUUGUACUGUGGACCCCGUACUACAUGACCCUGCUGGUACACACUAUAGCCGGUGCACCGGGUUACAUUAGCAACGCACAUUACUUGCCUACGUACUAUUUCUUGAGAUGUGUGUCUAAACUGCUGGCUUUCUCCAGCAGCUUUGCGAUGCCUCUCAUGUACAGGCAGAUGAACAAAAACUUCUCCAACAAGCUGCAGCGGCUGCUCAGGAGGCUGCACUGCAGAGACCAGUCCUGCCCUCAUGAACGCUCAACAGUGCAGCAAGUGGUGACGUGAGUUGAGAUGUCCCCCUGGGAGAUUACUGACGCCCCUCCCACUCCUUCCUUUCCAACCUCUUGGCGUAGCCGGCACUUAUCUCCCCCCCCCCUCCCUAUGGAGCCAGGAUCUGACUAGGCUCCCUCGCUGCUCUGGACUGUGUUAAGAGCGACAUAGCUGACUGUGGAAUUUCCUGUCACCUUCCAGGACUUGAUCUGAUCUCUCCAGUUCUGCAGCAGGGGAGGACAAACCAAGCAAAAACCACUAAGUGCUGUUAUUUUUUGUCACUGAGUGAAGCUCUCCACUAAAGACACUUGAGCUUCUAGUUUGUGGGCGGUAAAUUGGCACAAUCAGCUGAUAACUUCCCAGAGCAUGGUUUUCUCUGAGUUUCAAAUAUCCUGUUAGCAAGGGACUCCCAAUUGCAGUGGGUGCAGCUUCCCUCAUACGAGUGUGUUGUGAAUAUUCUGCUGACAGUGAGUCACAAUAUGCUACUAGAUGCAAUUUAAGUCCCAACUAGAAUAAUUAAUCAAUGAUGCUUCUUCCUAUCACACAAGCAGAACCAGCAAGCUUUAAUUAUCAAGUUAUUCUGUUUCUCAAUUAA
This is a messenger RNA of Sebastes umbrosus (honeycomb rockfish), 1995 nucleotides long. RefSeq names its product G protein-coupled receptor 146 (gene gpr146). The record is from RefSeq and is a predicted model, not a curated record. The coding region runs from base 414 to 1415 and encodes 333 amino acids. The transcript has 2 exons. Lineage: Eukaryota; Metazoa; Chordata; Actinopteri; Perciformes; Sebastidae. Gene Ontology annotation, molecular function: G protein-coupled receptor activity. Gene Ontology annotation, biological process: G protein-coupled receptor signaling pathway. Gene Ontology annotation, cellular component: membrane.